AUGUUUUAUUCAGUGUCAAAUAAAGUAAUGUUUUUAAGCAAACAUCCUCUAUCCCUAACCUUAGAAAAUUUGACACGACUGAAGACACGUCACUGCUGCCACGAAGUACAGUAUCUCAAGAGAUAUUCACCUGCAGAGUGCAGUUUGAACGACACAACUAGAGAAAGAUCAUUUAAUCGUUUCAGGUUUCGUUACAUUUUAUUCAUCUUGCUUUACAUAACUGUUUCGGUGGAGUGUAACGAAAAACCAUCGAGUGAAGAACUCAAAGCACAACAAUUUCCAUCCUGUGCAGCUUGUAAGGUCUUGAUAAAUAGUUUUAAAAAGGGUAUAGAAAGGACUAAGCGUGAAAAAUUUGAUGGAGGCGACAGUGCAUGGGAAGAAGAUAAAUUGGGUUCAUAUUCAAAAAGUGAAACUAGAUUAAUAGAAAUACAAGAACACUUAUGUAAAGAAGUAGAACGUGGUGAGACUCAAUGUCAUGCCUUAGCCGAAGAUUUAGAGAGCAAGAUAGAAGAUUGGUGGUUUAAUCGUCAAGAAUCAAAUCCAGAUUUAUUUGUUUACAUAUGUAUUCAACAAACAGAACGGUGCUGUCCAAACGAUCAUUUUGGACCACAGUGUGUACCAUGUCCAGGUUUUCCAGAUAAAAUUUGUAACAAUAAUGGUAAAUGUAAGGGAGCAGGCACUAGAAAAGGAAAUGGUGGAUGCUUCUGUGAUAGAGGCUAUCAAGGAGACAGUUGUUCUGAGUGUGCAAUUGGAUUCUAUGAAUCCUAUAAAGAUGAGAAUAAACUUCUUUGUUCUCACUGUCAUGCUGCUUGUGAUGGUGCUUGCAAAGGAGCAGGGCCAAAGAAUUGUGAGAAAUGUAUGGAAGGAUGGCAUAUGAUAGAUAAUGAAGGGUGUUCUGACAUUGAUGAAUGUAUGAAAAGCGAUGAAUAUUGUCCUGGCAAUCAGUUUUGUAUUAAUAAGGAAGGAGGCUACUCAUGCUUAAGUUGUGACAAAGCCUGUAGUGGUUGUACAGGUGAUGGUCCAGAUAUGUGUAUAAAAUGUGCUGAAGAAUACCAUAAAAAAGAUAAUUUAUGUAUAAACUCGGAUCUUCUGGGACGUAAAAAACAAGAGAAUAUGGCUAGAUAUGCUACGUAUUUUGGUCUUUGUAUAGCAACUUGCAUUAUCUUCCAACGAAAUAUUUAUAUAGCAAGUGUAAUAGGUUUAUUAGUUGGUGUAUACAUAUCAGUUUCUGAGUAUAUGAUAGCUAAUAGUAACCUUCAAGAUACAACACCAAAAUUGGAUAUCCUAGGACCAGUGUAA
This is a messenger RNA of Dufourea novaeangliae, 1299 nucleotides long. It is a transcript of the gene Creld, whose product is annotated as cysteine-rich with EGF-like domain protein 2. The record is from RefSeq and is a predicted model, not a curated record. Lineage: Eukaryota; Metazoa; Arthropoda; Insecta; Hymenoptera; Halictidae. The transcript has 5 exons. Gene Ontology annotation, molecular function: calcium ion binding. Bases 1 to 1299 code for a protein of 432 amino acids.